This is a messenger RNA of Clunio marinus, 339 nucleotides long. The record is from the annotation of a GenBank genome assembly. Lineage: Eukaryota; Metazoa; Arthropoda; Insecta; Diptera; Chironomidae.
AUGAGAUUAAACGUCAACAACUUUUCAGUAUGGAAAUGUUCGUUUGAAAGUUCGAACAGUCAAAAAGCGACCACAAUGCUCAUAGAUAGGAAAAUCAUUUUUCAUGAUUUAAGACUUCUUGACAUUUCGGUAUUGUUCACAUCCAUCCGCCUUGAACGUUAUAUUGCCUUUUUCAAACUCAGACCUGUUCAGUCUGACGAAGUUGAGAAGACAGUGAUAAUCGAGGUAAUGCUUCAUAAAUUUUUGAAGAGCCCGCAGUUACUAAAAGCAGAAAAGUCUGCUGUUCAUUGGGGGCUUCGGCAAACAAGGAUUUCAAUGCCAAGGUAUCAAAAGUCAUAA